CACCUUGACACCUUUGGAUCGCGCCCGAUGGCGACGCCCGAUGGCAGCAGUGGGCUUCCACACAUGAUUCCGGGUCUGCGUACGCUGCAUCAUGCGCAGAUCACCAAAGCGCACCACCGGAAGAGCCACGCCAUGGCGCGCAUCCUGGCAGGCAAUGAGGACGUCGUGCCAGCGAUGCGGCGCGACGGGCCGCCGCCGCCGCGAGAGGACCCACCGCCCGAGCCCAAGGCGUCCUUUUCCGAGCCAAGCUCCCGCUAUUAUAGCACGCCGUCACUGCCAACGUGGGUCACGAACGAUCGCCAAGUGCUGCGGUUUUACUGCUACUUUGAAGAGCCGUCGCACUACGCGCCGCUGUCGCUCGAGGCGCCGUCGGGCCCGUCGCGCGUGCGCCGGCUCGUGCUGCUCUACUACCUCUCGGACGCGUCCAUUGAAGCGACCGAGCCGCGCGUCGCCAACAGCGGCCUCGCGCAAGGACGCUUCCUCGCGCGAUCAGCACUGCUGUCGCCGACCGGCAUGCCGUUCACGCCGUCCGACUUUGCCCUUGGUCAAACGAUGCGACUCAAAGGCCACACGUGCAAACUCGUCGACUGCGACGCGACGACGCGCGAGUAUUACGCCAACGUACUGCAGCGGCCCCAGCCAAUGGCGCUGCCGUACCCCGACACGCCGUCGGCCUCUGCCUACAGCGAGAUUGCAGCGAUCAAGCAGCCGCCACAGCCAGCAGAGAAGAAGAAGGCAGCCGCCAAAGUGCAGCAGUUUAUGCAGUACAGCACGCACGUGCUUCGCUUCUAUUGCUCGUGGGAAGACCCGCAUCCGUUGUACCCCGAGACGCGCCGCUUCACGCUCCACUACUUCCUCGCCGACGACACGGUCGAAGUGCGCGAGGCCCGGGCGGCGCGGGAUAGGCGUGGCAGCGGCCAGUCGUUCGCUGUGCUUCUCUCACGGCGGUCCCUGCCGAUAGAGGACGAGACGCGACAUGUGCGGCCAUUGGACUUGCGCUGCGGCAACGAGAUCUUCGUCUUUGGCCGCGUCUUUCAUCUCGACGACUGCGACGCGUUUACGCGGCAGUACUACCUCACGCAGCAUGGCAUCACGCAAGAGCCGUCCGAGACCGCCACGCCCAGUAGCAACCAACGCUCGAACGAUACACCCAACGGCGACGAAGACGACAACAAUGGGUCGCUUCUCCAGCAUCUGGUGCGCGAAAAGGCCAAGAAGCCUGACCGCCGGGCCACCACGCAGUGCCUGCGCUUUCGAGCCGUCUUUGCUCCAACCCCCGAGCUACCGCCAGCGCAAGCCGCACGGUCGUUUGUGCUGACAUUGCACCUCGCCGACGAGACGCUAGCGAUCUUCGAGCCAACGGUACCCAACUCGGGGCUCCGCGGCGGGAAAUUCCUCGAUCGCGGGGCAUACAAGGUGCUCACGCACGGUGGCGCAGCACGGUACUUGAGGCCGUCCGACUGCUGCGUUGGCGCAACGCUGACGUUCGCACUAACACCCAAGCAACCGUUCCGGCUCGUCGAGGCCGAUGAACAAACGCUGGCGUACUGCGAGGCGCACCCGGACGUCUUUGAGCACGCCGACAUUGAUCGCGUGCUCGCCACAGUGGCGUCGGUCUUGCACGAGCGCGGCACCAACCUGCGGCGCGUCUGCAACGCGGAAAGUCGCGGCUGUCUCGGUGUCGACGGCAUGAACGGCGUGCUCCGACGCCGACUGCAUCUCGACCAACAACUCCACCCGCAUGCGUGGCUCACGCUCGCCCGGCGCUUUGUGCAACCAACAACAACGGCUGCCGAGUUUUGCGAUGCCGUCGUGCGCGCGUCGGCGGCGGCGACACCCAGCGACGGCUCGUUCUGGAGCCAACUGCGGCAGAUUCCGGCCGACCUCCGCUUAUCGAUCGCCCGCCUCGACACGGAGGCGUCGGGGCAUGCGUCGGUACGACUGCUCGAGCGUCUCCUCGCGUUUUACGCGCUGUCGGCGCCCGACGGACUCUGGGCGUCGUACAUGUCGGUCGACGGCUUUGUCGACUACCACCCGUUCUUUGACGAUGUGUACGACUGCGACUGGAGCCAUGGCAACAACAACGACCUCGAAUGUGAUGAGACUACCGAGAAGGACGAGAGCGUGCCCCGGCUGCCGCCCCAACCGACUCUAAUCGACGAGCGAGGUCCCUUGUACAUCCCGACCUAUCGCUCGCAGCUCGACACGGCGCGCUUUGGCGUCGUUCCGCUACCUGCCAACGAUGCACCGGAGCGCGACUCCGACCACGAACCAGCCGUCACAGCGUCUUUGCGCUCCGUCUCCUUGGCGACGACCGCAGGCUCGUCGCACCAGUCACUCUCAGUAGCCGCUUCGUCGAUCGCGUCGCCUGCGUCACGGCACUCGUCACGUCCGACGUCGGCGCGCGCCAACACCUCGCGGAUGACACCGACCGAGAUCGGGUCGCUACUGUCGGGGCGGUUCCAAACCACGAGCCAACACAUGCACGCGCAGGUGGCGCAGGCGCUCACGGAGCGGGCCUCGACGUCCUGCGCGGCGACCAAGUCGCCCUCGUCGACCGCCUCGUCAGUUGCAUCGACACCCCGUGCGGCCAAUGUAUUGACACCCGAGAUGCGCGCGGCGCUCUACACGACGACGGCCAUGGGCGUGGGAAGCGGCCUCUCCAAAGCCCAACGCGCCGCCGACGCGACGCAGGCGCGGUCCCACGCCAUUGUGGAGCGGGCCAAAGCCAAGUUCCGACAGCACGCGACAACGGCCACCAACGUGACAGCGAUGGACCCGGCGGUGCGGACGCUCCUCACGACCGCACUCGAUGGCGCCAAGUACAGUCUCCGGCAAGCCCUCGUCGCGCUCGACAGUGACGGCAGUGGCUAUCUGCGGGAAGAUGCAGUCAUGGCGGCGCUACGCAGUCUGCAGGCGCCGCUGUCCGACGACGACUUGUACCUAAUUGCGGCCGACCUCUUUCCGCAUCCGGGCUCCGUAGUUCACUACAAGGCGCUGCUGGACGAGCUCUUUGGCGUGGCCCACGCGGGCGGCGGCACGGCAAACGUAUCGCCCGCGAGCUAAGCCAAUGGUGGCAGUGAAUAUCUCGCCGGUUCAACCACAA
Molecule: messenger RNA, 3106 nt
Organism: Saprolegnia diclina VS20
Lineage: Eukaryota; Oomycota; Saprolegniomycetes; Saprolegniales; Saprolegniaceae
Exons: 4
Coding region: 28-3066 (1012 amino acids)
Source: RefSeq, a predicted model, not a curated record